Choloepus didactylus (southern two-toed sloth) is the source of this 2397-nucleotide messenger RNA. RefSeq names its product chitobiase (gene CTBS). Gene Ontology annotation, biological process: chitin catabolic process; carbohydrate metabolic process. The transcript is spliced from 7 exons. Bases 84 to 1232 code for a protein of 382 amino acids. Gene Ontology annotation, molecular function: chitinase activity; chitin binding. The record is from RefSeq and is a predicted model, not a curated record. Gene Ontology annotation, cellular component: extracellular region. Lineage: Eukaryota; Metazoa; Chordata; Mammalia; Pilosa; Megalonychidae.
GCGCCGUCGGCCCCACGCCGCCAUACCGCAGGCCCCGCGGGGCCCGCCAGUCACUCGUCCCGGCUGCCCGGUGUGCCGCCAGCAUGUCCCGGUCGCAGCUCCGAAGCCGGCGCCUCCUCGCUCUCCCGCCGCACUGCGCCCGGGGACUAGCUCUGCUCCUGUUCCUUGCGCUGUCCCUGGGGGUAGGCUCCGGCUGUCCCUGCCAGGAGCAAGCGUUGUGCCGGCCGAUCAGCCACCGCCCCGACUUCGAGGUCUUUGUGUUUGAUGUUGGACAGAAAACUUGGAAAUCUUAUGACUGGUCACAGAUUACAACUGUGGCAACUUUUGGAAAAUAUGACUCAGAACUUAUGUGCUACGCUCAUUCAAAAGGAGCCAGAGUAGUGCUAAAAGGCGAUGUAUCUGUAAAGGAUAUCAUUGAUCCUACUUUCAGAGCAUCCUGGAUAGCUCAAAAAAUUAAUUUGGCCAAAGCACAAUACAUGGAUGGAAUUAAUAUAGACAUAGAGCAGGAAGUCAAUUGUUCAUCUCCUGAAUAUGAUGCAUUAACUGCUUUAGUCAAAGAAACUACAGACACUUUCCAUCGUGAAAUUGAGGGAUCUCAGGUAACCUUUGACGUAGCUUGGUCUCCAAAGAGCAUAGACAGAAGGUGUUAUAAUUAUACUGGAAUUGCAGAUGCUUGUGACUUUCUCUUUGUGAUGUCUUAUGAUGAACAAAGUCAGGUCUGGUCAGAAUGUAUUGCAGCAGCCAAUGCUCCCUAUAAUCAGACAUUAAUUGGAUAUGAUGACUACAUCAAGAUGGGCAUUAACCCUAAGAAACUUGUAAUGGGUAUUCCCUGGUAUGGUUACGAUUAUACUUGUCUGAAUCUAUCUGAGGAUCACGUAUGUACCAUUGCAAAAGUCCCUUUCCGAGGGGCUCCUUGUAGUGAUGCUGCAGGACAUCAGGUGCCUUAUAAAAUUAUCAUGAAGCAAGUAAAUAGUUCUAUUUCUGGAAGUCAAUGGAAUAAAGAUCAGCAGGCUCCUUAUUACAACUACAAAGAUCCUGCUGGCCAUUUCCAUCAAGUGUGGUAUGAUAACCCUAAGAGCAUUUCUUUAAAGGCAGCAUAUAUACAAAACCGUGGCUUACAUGGCAUUGGCAUGUGGAAUGGAAACUGUCUUGACUACUCUGGAGAUGCUGUAGCCAAACAGCAAACUGAAGAAAUGUGGAAAGUUUUAAAACCAACUUUGCGACAGAGAUGAGCAUCUUUUAUCAAACUAUUAAGAUUUAGAAAAAUGAUCUUUGUAAAUUGAUGUAGUCUCUUGAGAAGAUAAAUAUUAACAUAUGUAUACAUUUUUUUGUCAUAUUGCUAUACACUUUAGUUAAGAUUCUCAAAAAACAGAUAAAAAUAAAUGCUUUGUUUCAAUUUGAAAAAUAAAUAUGUAUUAAUAUAUUUUGGUGCUCUAUGAACACAAAAGUAGGAAACAAGUCAACUUACUAUUUUAAAUAUUCCUCUGCAAGAUGUUUUAACAGUAUAAUUUAAUUAGGAACAAUUGCUUUCAGCAUUUCAAUGUGUUCAUUUUUCCCCAUGAUAAAAUAUAUGCUUACAAAUCAGUUUUUCAAAUAUGUAUAUUUUGAAGUAGAAAUUGUUUGCUUAAAUAGAUUUUCUUAAACCUAAUCUUUGAGAAGCAGUUUGUUCUGUACAUUCUUUCCAAAACAUUUUAAAUUAAAACCUGCAACGUAGUGUCUCCUCUUUAAGGUCAUCAAACUGAUGUUAGUAAUUUUUUGCUUUCUGACUCCAGAUAGCACUCAUUUUUUUUUUUUUUGUGGCACUUGAACUAAACUUACUUAAAACUUCCAGACAAUGAGUAAGAAAAAAAAAGAACAUAAAGGAUUUAAAGUGCUUAUGAAAUAUAAGGAAGAUAACUUAGUAAUAUUUUGAAUUAGGUUAGAGGUACCUAAUAUUUUCAACUAAAUUAUAUUUUUAUGAGGUUAUAUUUGAAAUUUUAUAAUAAGAAUAACUUGUUGAAACUGAUUUGUCCACUGUCAUUUACCCUUCCUAUUAUUCAUAUUCAUUCAUUUUUAAAUAUUUCUAAUUUAUUUCUUGGUUAGUUGUCUUUUCAUGGUCAAAUUUUUCUUUUUUCUUUUAAUUAUCUAAAGACACUAAUUGUUUUCUUAAUAAAUGUUCCUCUUUCUGAAAAUUAAAUUUUGGGCAAAGAACUUUUCUAAAUGUACAGAAAUCUCUGUUCUGUUUCUCAAGACAGUUAAAAACAACACAAUUAAAAACAACAUUGUGCUGCAUUUAUAUUAGUUCCUGUAAAUACUAAGAUUAAAAAUCUGCAACCUUGUACUCUGGACUUAUAUAAAUCCUGUCUGCCCUGUAUAUUUUCUCCCCUCCAAGCUGGAAUAAAAGAUGUUUCAACCAUU